AGAGUUCCGGCCCUCUUUCCCUGCGCUCCCCCCUCCCCCCCGUAACUUCUAAACGUUGACAAUCUCUACACAAAUCUCAGGCGUUGCAUGGCAACGGCGAAAGGUGGCGCCCUCGAAGGCGAGGCCUUGGCCGCGGGUGGCUGCCCCCCGAUCUUCCUGCCUCCCUCUCUCUGGAUAGGACGAGAAAGCAAGGAACCCUGACACGAGGAACACCGGCGAUCGCCGAGCAACCCUCCCCUGCUCCGGAAGGAGUUGCCCGCCUGGCCUCGGAAGUUGUCUUGGGCAGAGUCCGGCCCAGAGCAAGGCCUGGCUGCCGCUCUUGGAACGGAAUCCCCGGUUCGCCCACGACUAGGCAGGGAAGGAUUCGGGGCUGUUGUCUCCGGCCACCCGCAGGCGGUUUGGCCUCAUGAAGAAAGGGAGCGUGAGUGGGGAAGGCCAAGGCAAUAUAAGAAGUAUCUUGUUGGCCCAGGGAAAUUGCUCUUGAAGAAUUGUUCUGCUUCAUAUGAAAGAUCAAGUGGCAAUUUGUGUGGAAGAAGAACACAAUGUUUUGAAGUAUGACAGAAAUACUGAUGCUGCACCAGAGGCUAGGAAUAUUAAUGGCCAAAUCUAGCAAUCACAUGGUCUUCUGAAAAAGUCAUGGGUAGCUGUUGUAGCUGUCCAGAUAAAGAAAAUGUCCCAGAUAACCAUCGAAACAAAUUCAAGGUUAUUAAUGUGGAUGAUGAUGGUAAUGAAUUGGGUUCUGGUAUAAUGGAACUUACGGACACAGAACUAAUCUUGUAUACUCGUAAACGGGACUCUGUCAAGUGGCAUUACCUUUGUCUUCGCCGCUAUGGCUAUGAUUCCAAUCUCUUCUCUUUUGAAAGUGGUCGAAGAUGUCAAACUGGACCAGGAAUAUUUGCAUUCAAGUGUGCCCGUGCUGAAGAGCUAUUUAAUAUGUUGCAAGAGAUCAUGCAGAAUAACAGCAUAAAUGUGGUAGAAGAGCCAGUCGUAGAAAGGAACCAACAUCAAACAGAGAUGGAAGUUCCACGAACUCCCCGAACACCUACCACACCUGGGUUGAGUGGUCAGAGUUUACCUAACGGGUAUCCAAGAUAUCCCUCCUAUGGAGAUGCUUCAUCCCAUCCCUCCAGCAGACACCCCUCUGUAGGAAGUGCACGUCUUCCUUCCGUAGGUGAAGAGUCAACACAUCCUUUGCUUGUAGCAGAGGAGCAGGUCCAUACAUAUGUGAAUACAACUGGUGUACAGGAGGAAAGAAAAAAUAGGCCAGGUGUGCGUACACCUCUGGAACAAAGGGUAUCUCAUGCAGAAUCAAGCAAGGCAAAAGAAGAAGAAAAUUGUUCUGAGGACAGAGAUGCCCAGGUUGUACUGGAACCUGAAGGAGUCAGAUUUAUUUUGGGACCAACACCUGUCCAGAGACAAUUAAUGGAAAAAGAAAAACUGGAAUCAAGUGGAAACAGUACACAAGCUAUUGGGAACAGUACUGAAACUAGUGUGAGCAGCACUCAAGCUAGUGGGAGUAGUAACAGUGAAUGGGACACUGGAUAUGACAGUGAUGAACGCAAAGAAGCCUCUUCUGGUAAUAAACUAGCAUAUGAAAAUGUAAAUAGAUUGUCUAUACCUAGUGCUCCAGGGCUCAGGAGAGGUCGUCUGAUAUCAUCCAGUACCUCUGAUACACAGAAUAUCAACAAUUCAGCUCAAAGAAGAACUGCACUGCUGAAUUAUGAAAAUUUGCCAUCUUUGCCUCCAGUUUGGGAAGGCCAUAAGCUAAGUAAAGAGGAUGAUGACAGUUUAGGACCAAAGACCCCUUCUCUGAAUGGCUACCAUAAUAACUUAGAUCCCAUGCAUAAUUAUGUCAAUACAGAGAAUGUAACAGUGCCAUCAAGUGCUCACAAAGUAGAAUAUGCAAGACGGCGAGACUGUACCCCUACGGUCUUUAAUUUUGAUAUUAGGCGACCGAAUUCAGAACACAGGCAGCUCAACUAUAUACAGGUUGAUCUGGAAGGUGGCAGUGAUUCUGAUAACCCUCAGACCCCCAAAACUCCUACCACUCCUCUUCCACAGACUCCAACUAGGCGCACAGAGCUGUAUGCUGUGAUAGACAUUGAAAGAACAGCUGCUAUGUCAAGCUUGCAGAAAGCAUUGCCACGAGACGACGGUACUUCUAGGAAAACUAGACAUAACAGUACUGACUUGCCUAUGUGAGCCUGGAAUGCAUUAGUUAAAUUGUUUGCACCUUUGUGAAGUUUUUUUUUAAAAAAAAACAAAUUGUUGAUUUUUAUUUUUAAUACCACCUUUCAUAGAUUCAGUAGACUUUUUUUCCUGAAUAUUCCAUGUGCUUGUUUAAUGAAAGGGAAUUUAAGGUAGAGUAUUAAAUAACACUGCUUCAUUUUACAUUUGUAGUAACAGCUUUUGGACAGCAUCGCCAUCUUUUAUAGUGCCUAUUUUAUUGACUGAAAGUUGGAGUAACCUGCCAUUUUUGACAAACCGGCCAUGUCUGAAGCCCCUAAAGGCAUGACUUUUUAUGCCUCCUGAAAUUUGCAUUAUUAGCAGAUCACUAUAGUCUUUCAUAGUAUAUGUCCAUAGACUCAUAUCUUCCAACUGAAUGUCAUGUGGCAUAAAUGAGAGAUUCUCUGAUCUUCUCUUAUCUGUUUUAAUUGAAUCAAAAAUGGUUAAAAUUCCUCUAUCUAGACUUGGACUGAAUUACUCUGGUAGAAACCAGAACUUAGUUGAUAGGAAAGAACUGACAGCAACUGUCAUUCUUUAAAGCCCUCCGUACAGCUCUCUCAGUGCUGAAGAGUGCAACUCUUUAUAAAUCCAAGUAGUAAAUUAAAAAAUUUAAUAGUGUAUAUGGUGCCGUUUCUUAGAGUGAGUGGCUUGAGAAAAACUGAUGAAAUCAGCAACAUUUUAAGCAUACAAGGAUCAUUUAGCACAGUUUUAAACACUUCAUGAAUUAAUGACCAGAUGCACUUUAAAACCUCCAACAAUAAAUGCAGCAACUAGUACUUGAG
Messenger RNA from Heteronotia binoei (common prickly gecko), 3008 nucleotides. RefSeq names its product fibroblast growth factor receptor substrate 2 (gene FRS2). NCBI's taxonomy places the organism in Eukaryota, Metazoa, Chordata, Lepidosauria, Squamata, Gekkonidae. The coding region runs from base 637 to 2202 and encodes 521 amino acids. Gene Ontology annotation, biological process: cell surface receptor protein tyrosine kinase signaling pathway. The record is from RefSeq and is a predicted model, not a curated record. Gene Ontology annotation, cellular component: cytoplasm; cell-cell junction. The transcript is spliced from 8 exons.